AUGCCUCGUUUCUGUGGAAAAACUGUAAUUAUCACUGGAUCCUCCAACGGAAUCGGCCGUUCUGCUGCUCUUUUGUUUGCUCAAGAAGGAGCAAAUGUGACAAUUACUGGAAGAAAUUCUGAUCGUCUGGAGGAGACAAGACAACUUCUUCUGAAAUCUGGAGUGUCGGAGAAAAAUAUAAACUCUGUCGUCGCUGAUGUGACUACCGCGAGUGGUCAAGAUCAGUUAAUCAAUACUACGUUGGCAAAGUUUGCCAAGAUUGAUAUUCUUAUCAAUAACGCCGGCGCUUCUAUUCCAGAUGCCACAGGAGCAACUGGAAUCGAUCAAGGCAUUGAUAUUUAUCAAAAGACUUUACAGUUGAAUCUUCAAUCUGUAAUUGAAAUGACAAAGAAAGUAAAGCCUCAUUUGAUCGAGACUAAGGGAGAAAUUGUGAACAUUUCUAGUAUAGCUGGAGGAUCCCAUGCCCAACCCGAUUUUAUUUACUAUUCCUGUGCAAAAUCAGCUCUUGAUCAAUUCACUAGAAGCUCUGCAAUUGAUCUCAUCAAAUAUGGUAUCAGAGUCAAUUCAGUUAGUCCAGGAGUUGUUGCAACUGGAUUCAUUGGAGCAGCAGGACUGGAUAACGAGGCAGCUAAAAAGUUCUACAAACAUAUGGCUGCUCACAAGGAAUGUAUUCCUGCUGGAGUAGCUGGAAAACCAGAAGAUAUUGCUAAUAUCAUUCUGUUCCUUGCUGAUCGGAAGCUCUCUUCCUACAUCAUUGGGCAAUCUAUUGUUGCCGAUGGCGGUUCCACUUUGAUGAUGGCGAUGCAAUUCGGAGAUGCAAUGUGA
Messenger RNA from Caenorhabditis remanei, 825 nucleotides. RefSeq lists its product as uncharacterized. Lineage: Eukaryota; Metazoa; Nematoda; Chromadorea; Rhabditida; Rhabditidae. The transcript is spliced from 4 exons. Bases 1 to 825 code for a protein of 274 amino acids. The record is from RefSeq and is a predicted model, not a curated record.